GUGAUGCGCUGUUGGGAGUUGCGCGGGAGCUGUCCGGACCGCUAUUUGUCUUGGACUCGCAGGGGGAGGCCAUGAACAGUGAUGAUUUCGCCCAGCUGCUACUGGACACGCUGCGCGAGACGACUCGGGCGUCCUUCGUCAUCGGAGGGGCCGAGGGCCUGCCUGAGCCGCUGCGGCCUGGGAACGAAUCCGAAUUGGGCCGUGUAGCCAGGCACCUGUCCCUUAGCCAGAUGACCUUUCCACAUCGACUGGCUCGGGUACUGCUCCUGGAGCAGAUCUUCCGGGCACGCGAGCUUGUUGCAGACUCGGGCUACCACCGCUGA
Symbiodinium pilosum is the source of this 323-nucleotide messenger RNA. Lineage: Eukaryota; Dinophyceae; Suessiales; Symbiodiniaceae. The record is from the annotation of a GenBank genome assembly.